Messenger RNA from Malassezia pachydermatis, 882 nucleotides. RefSeq names its product phosphatidyl synthase. The transcript has a single exon. Lineage: Eukaryota; Fungi; Basidiomycota; Malasseziomycetes; Malasseziales; Malasseziaceae. The coding region runs from base 1 to 882 and encodes 293 amino acids. The record is from RefSeq and is a predicted model, not a curated record. Gene Ontology annotation, cellular component: mitochondrion; membrane. Gene Ontology annotation, molecular function: cardiolipin synthase activity. Gene Ontology annotation, biological process: cardiolipin biosynthetic process.
AUGGCGCUGGUCCGUGGCCUGAGCCAUGUUAGCCGUCGCCUAGGGCCCAGCUGGGCCGCUGCAUCGCCCAGUCUCCUACGAGGCAUACGUAUGACACCCUACCUAGCUGCCAGCGCUUGUCAUGCCCAGCACGAGCCUCUUUGUGCACUACGUCGCUAUACCACGGAGCCUUCGCCGCGCAAGAAAGACGCCGACCGUGCCCCGCCCAUGACGUCGUCGCCGACAUCGUCGUCUACGCCUACACCCACACCGCCUCGCCCCCGCUUUGAAAACAUAUGGAAUGCGCCCAACAUCCUGACGCUCUCGCGCAUGGCGCUAUGUCCUGUCAUUGGAUGGGCGAUCGCUACGCAUCAGCCAUGGACGGCCGUGUCGUUGCUGGGCAUCGCAGGCACGACGGAUUUGCUGGAUGGAUGGCUCGCGCGACGAUUUCACAGUAAGACCAUGUUUGGCAGUAUCGCCGAUCCGGCCGCUGACAAGUUGCUCAUGGCGACAAUGGUCAUUUCGCUCGGGGUCGGUGGGCACAUGUCGUGGCCGCUCGCGGCGAUUAUUCUAGGGCGCGAUGUAUUCUUGGUCGGCUUGGCAUUCUAUUUACGCUACCAAUCGCUACCGCGGCCACGUUCCUGGUCGCGCUACUUCAACCCUCGGUUGCCGAGUGUGCAAGUCAUGCCGACGCGCCUGAGCAAGUACAAUACGUUUCUCCAGUUGGUCCUCGUGGGUGUGCUGACCGUGUUCCCGCUCCUGCCCGAGACAUGGCAAACCCAUCCUCACACGACACGCACUGUGACGGCGCUCGAGUACAUUGUCGCUGCCACGACGAUAUGGACAGGCCUCGACUAUGCCAUGAGCCGUCGAGCUGUGCGCUACCUGCACAAGCCCCAGUGA